Pocillopora meandrina is the source of this 1015-nucleotide messenger RNA. NCBI's taxonomy places the organism in Eukaryota, Metazoa, Cnidaria, Anthozoa, Scleractinia, Pocilloporidae. The record is from the annotation of a GenBank genome assembly.
AUGGAAUUUAUGAUCGAUUUACAUUCGAAGCUGGACGGCCAUCAAGUAGCGUCUUUCCUCGCAUGUAUCGGGUAAAAAGUCCUCGAUAUCCACCCUGGUUUACCCUCUGUCUGCAAGAAAAAGAAAGUUAGGAUGGAUAAAGUCUUACAAAUGUGGAAUAAUUACUGCCAGGCAGGACGAACACAAUUUUCGAGCGCUAAACAAAUUUCAGUCUUAAUAGAGCAAGACUGUCGUUGAUCAAAACAGAUCAAACUGAACAAGGAGAAGUUUGCAAAGCAAAAGUGCCAUUCAUUGAACAUGUGAUGAUGAAGAAUGGAAUUAAGGCAGAUCAAAGGAAAUCGGACGCAACAAUCAAGAUGGAGCGACCAACAGAUGUAUCAGCAGUGCAGAGAUUGUUAGUGCUAGUGAAAUAACUUUUUAAAUUCCUACAAAACCUUUUAGGAAUGUGAGAGCCACUACGCCGCCUGACUCACAAGAAUGCGAGUGGAUCUUGACUCACGAGCAGAAGAAUGCCUUCGAAGAGAUCAAAGACGCUGUUUCCAAAGCACCAGUACUCAAGUACUUCAGCGAGAUUGAUAUAACAGAGAACCUAGGAGAUGCAUCCAAGGACGCGCUUGGCUUUGUUUAGAUGCAGCAUGGUAAACCAGUGACAUCUAUGGAUCGUUUUCAGUCACGUGAUCGCAUUUUAAUUAGCCGCCAUAUUGGUACACAUCACUUGCCUGUAAACAUAUGACCAGAAGUUGUGUUUAUGAUAAAAAAUGGUUGUAUGCGCGAUUUUUAGCUGUGGGAGCCGAAGUGGUCGUGAUAAAGGAAUUAAUAUGGCAAGAAUACCUUCAAUCAUUACUAGUCGACUACAAGAAGUACGGAGACUUUCCACGACCAGGUCUGUGGUAAACAUUUUAUCUCCGGAAAAGCGGCUAAACUGUGGGAUCGUUACGAUCCAGAUUUGCUUCCGACCCAAAAUCUAGGUCAUCAGAAAAUGUGGUUCUGUCGAAAAGCUUCAAGCCAACCUUGA